This is a messenger RNA of Scomber japonicus (chub mackerel), 3777 nucleotides long. RefSeq lists its product as uncharacterized. Gene Ontology annotation, molecular function: GTP binding. The transcript has 13 exons. Bases 1 to 3777 code for a protein of 1258 amino acids. The record is from RefSeq and is a predicted model, not a curated record. Lineage: Eukaryota; Metazoa; Chordata; Actinopteri; Scombriformes; Scombridae.
AUGGACAAAAACGGUGGUCUCUCUCGCAGGCAUUCCAGCAGAGCAUCCGAUAACCCGACGCGCUUCCUGGAAGAAACCCUAUGGAUGCUGGGAGGCUGGAUGUGGGGAGCGACAGGAGGUGGAGGGAGGGACACAGAGGUGGAGGGAGGGAUGAGGAGGCGGGGCUCACUGAAGGAUAAUGAGGUGGGGCAGCAUUUGUUCUCCAAGCUGCUACAUCUAAAGGGGUCAACCAUCUAUCUUGGCGAGUGGGUGUUGCUGCGGUGUGCCGUGGAGACAAACUCCACUAAUGUGUUAAGAUACAGCUGGUUAAGGCUUAAAACACAGGCUGCUCAGAUCCCGAACCCUAGACACCUUGUCUCUGGUGACAGCUACUCCAUCACUGUGGUAACGAAGGAGGAUGCGGACAGCUACCAGUGCCAAGUGGAGAGCCGGAGCAGCAACACCACAACAACGGUCCUCAGCGAGCCGGUCACACUCAAUGUGUCAGAGCUACCCCCUCCCUCACUAACUUUGACCCCCAACACCCGACAGAUGUUCAGAGGGGAGCAUUUCACCGUGCAGUGCCCCAAGACUAACUCCUCAGGCUGGAUACUCAAGUACUUACCUCAGGGCCGUAGAGUGAAGACCAAAGACUUCCCAGCUGACAUGUGUUCGCCACGUUGGGGGCCUUCCAUGUGUAUCUUCACUGCUUCCAAUAAAAGCAGUGGACUGUACUGGUGUGUGGGUGCUGAGGGCCGCAGCAACGCAGUCUACAUCAUAGCAAACUAUGGUGCCAUCAUCUUGCAGACUCCUGCCUUCCCUGUGCCAGAGGGUGGUAAUGUGGUCUUAUCCUGUCAGUACUUGAAAGACAACAAAAAUAACAUAACGUUUUUCAAAAACGGUGAAGAAAUUGGCACUUUAAGUUCAAAAGGAGUAACAGAGAUGACUAUUGAGAGUGUGACACAAGCAGACGAGGGUUUCUAUAAAUGUGUCGCCAAGGACACAAAGAUGGAGAGCCCUGAGAGCUGGUUAUCAGUCUCACCUGAUCAAGGUAACUCAACAUCAACACAUGGGACAGCAACAUCCACUCAAGCUGUUUGGCUAGUUUGUCACUACAGGUACCAGAUGUUUUGCACCCGUAGUUGUUGGCCACUUUCCAAAGAGGAUAGCCCAGCAGUGGCGCUUCCUGCCAUCAAGCAGGAUGUGACAGAAGUGCAGUGGGACGUGUCCUGGAUGGAGAUGUCCAAUCUGCUGGAUAAGCAUUUAUAUCCUGGGAAGAAAGAGGGCAUCGCUCCGGCGGAGACCAGGCUACUCCUGAUUGGUGGGAGAUGGGCUGGCAAAAGCUCCACUGGCAAUACUAUACUCACAAAGGAAAGGUUUGAGUGUGGCCGAACACGAACAGCUCAGUGUGAAGUGAGACAUACGGUAGUCGAGGGUCGGAAACUCAUUGUGGUCGAUGCUCCGGGAUGGAAUAGCUCCCUCUCCCUCACAGAGAUCCCAGAGGGGGAAAAACAAAGAUUUAAACUCAAUCCCUCAAAGUGUCCACCUGGACCAAAUGCUUUCCUCCUUAUUAUUCCCAUUGACUCUGCUUUCUCUGUGGAGGGGAGGAGGAUAGUGGAGGAGCACAUGAAGCUGCUGGGGGAACGGGUUUGGAGAUACACCAUGGUGCUGUUCACCUGUGGGGAUUUCCUCGGGGAGAAGACGAUAGAGCAGCACAUCGAGAGGGAGGGAGACUCACUCAAGUGGUUAAUCAAAAGGUGCAACAACCGAUACCACGUGAUCAACAACAAGAAGAUUGACACAUCUCAGGUCACACAGUUACUGGAGAAGAUAGAUGAGAUGACAUGGCACAACAAUGGCGGUUACUACGAGUUAGAUGAACAUACUUUGCAUAUCAUUCAAAAGAAGCAGCAAGAAGUGGCUGAAAGGGCAGAAGAGAGACGGAAGAAGGCCAUGGAACAAAGACAGCAAAUGAAAGCACUCAUUCCAGAAAUGAAACCCAUCCAAAAACUCCAAGUGAUUCUCUUGGGAAGUCGCAGUGUUGGGAAAACCUCCGUGGGGAACACCAUCUUAGGAAUCAAAGAACAAGAGGAUGGAAAAAGAACAGCACACUCAGUGGCCCGGCUAGGUUUUGUGGGUAAAACUGAAAUAACUCUUGUUGACACACCAGGUUGGUGGAAAGGCUUCCCAAUGUCUGACACUCCAGAAAUGAUCAAAGAGGAAGUGAUGCGCAGCAUGUUCCUGUGCCCCCCUGGUCCCCACGUUUUCCUGCUGGUGAUAGAUGCAGAUGCAUCCUUCAACGGCAAACACUUAGAUGCAGUGACAACACACGUAGAUCUUCUCGGAGAAGGAGUGUGGAAGCACACCAUUAUAGUCUUCACCAGAGGAGACUGGCUGGGAGCACACUCCAUAGAGGAGUACAUCGAGGGUGAAGGAGAGGCCUUGCAGUCUCUGGUGGAACGAUGUGGUAACAGAUAUCAUGUCAUUGAUAACAAAAAUACAGAUGAUGGCACUCAGAUCACAGAGCUGCUGGAGAAAAUCACCGGGACCAUAGCUAAAAAUGGUUGGCAGCAUUUUGUUCCAGAUGAGCAGAUCAUUUUGACCAUUGAGGAGAAAAGCAGAAGAGUGGAAGAAGGAGCAAGACUGAGGCAAAGUCAAGUCAAGGCCAAUAGAAAAAGCCUUAAAGGUUCCAGAAAUAAGUUACAAGAGCUGAAAAUUGUGAUGCUUGGUCAAAAGGCAUUUGGAAAGAGUGCUACAGGAAAUAACCUCCUGCGCAAAGAAGUGUUCCCUACCUGUGAGAACAAGCAAUGUCAGGUGGAUAAGGCAGAUGUUGCUGGCAGAAAAGUCACAGUGAUCGACACCCUGGGCUGGUGGGAGAAGCUCUCUCGCUGCACUGAAAAGAUGGACAAAGAAAUUGUCCGAGGUUUCACGUUGAGUCCAUCAGGGGUUCAUGCUGUUCUGCUGGUUGUUCCCUUGGACCUGACAUUCAGAGAAGUUCAGCAGGCUGCCCUGGAGGAACACAUGGACUUCUUUGAUGCCAGUGUCUGGAAACAUACCAUGGUUGUGUUCACCUAUGGAGACAAACUGGCAGAUAGAUCCAUAGAAGAGCACAUUGAGAGGGAGCACAGUGCUCUCCGGUGGUUGGUAGACAAAUGUGACAACAGAUACCAUGUAAUGAACAACAAGAAAAAAGAUGUGAGUCAGGUUACCGAGCUGUUUGAGAAGAUUGAGGAAAUGGUGUCAGGGAACAGCGGCCAGCUCUUCUGCCCUGACAUGAAGGACAUCCACCUGAGAAUUGAGGAAAAGUCCAAGAGGCGGCAGCUCAAAAAUGUACUGAAGCAACGAUUGGGGCAGGAGUACAGGAGGAGAGAGCUGGAGCUGAUGAUGGGCUUCAGGGAAAAACUCCUUGAUCUGCAAGCUGAUGUCCGUGGAACACAAGCAACAAGUGCUUCAAAGUCACUGAUUGGUGCCAAAAUCAAAGCUAAGGCAGUUGGUCAGAAGAGGAAGGAGGAAAUCAUUGAUGCAAAAUUGACUCAGGAAAUUGAAAAGCUGGAUAAGGACAUUAUGAAAUCCUCAGACCUUCUUCGGAACAGCUUGGAAUUCUUGAUCCCCAGCAUCGCAGGGUCUUCAUCAUACAAGAAAAAAUCAACUAAUAACUUUGAUAAAGUUCUGAACUGGCUGUCCACGCUUAAGGUCGGCACAAAUGUCGACAACCAGCUGACCCUCAACUUCUCCCAGUCGUCAGGAUACAGAUCUGUGAUACCACAUGAAGAGCUUGACACUGAUAUUGCUGAAUAA